Stegastes partitus (bicolor damselfish) is the source of this 1730-nucleotide messenger RNA. RefSeq names its product SRY-box transcription factor 7 (gene sox7). Bases 157 to 1284 code for a protein of 375 amino acids. Lineage: Eukaryota; Metazoa; Chordata; Actinopteri; Pomacentridae. Gene Ontology annotation, biological process: positive regulation of transcription by RNA polymerase II; cell differentiation. Gene Ontology annotation, cellular component: nucleus. The record is from RefSeq and is a predicted model, not a curated record. The transcript has 2 exons. Gene Ontology annotation, molecular function: DNA-binding transcription activator activity, RNA polymerase II-specific; RNA polymerase II cis-regulatory region sequence-specific DNA binding.
GCCGCAGCAGGAGCCGCAGCAGCCGCACACCGAACCCCGCUGCUCUCUGACCCGCAGCCCGCCCCCGAACCUCCGCAGGAUUCUGUCAAAGUCCCGCACACGCUCAGAACAAGUUUCCACAGAAAGACGCACAAGUUUGGAGCAGAGAGCGCGCACAUGGCUGCUCUCAUCAGCGCGUACUCGUCGUGGCCCGAGUCCUUCGAGUGUCCUCCCGGUGACGGGGACGAGGCGGACGGUCACGGGCCGCACCGGACCGCCGUGGACAAGGCUCCGGAGCCGCGCAUCAGGCGGCCCAUGAACGCGUUCAUGGUUUGGGCCAAAGAUGAGCGCAAACGUCUGGCGGUGCAGAACCCGGACCUGCACAACGCGGAGCUGAGCAAGAUGCUGGGGAAGUCGUGGAAGGCGCUGACGCCCCCCCAGAAGCGCCCGUACGUGGAGGAGGCGGAGCGGCUUCGGGUGCAGCACAUGCAGGAUUACCCCAACUACAAGUACCGUCCUCGCAGGAAGAAGCAGCUGAAGCGGAUCUGUAAGCGGGUCGACCCCAGCUUCCUGCUGAGCGGCCUGGCCCCUGACCACGGCCCCCUGGCCGACCGGACCCUCUGCCACCCGCUGGACAAAGACGAGGGCGGCGGCCCGGCCGGCUUCUCGGCCUCCAGCCCGCCGCUGCCAGGGGUCCGCAGCUUCAGGGAGCCGCCCGGCUCCAGCAGCAGCUUCGACGGCUACCCCUACGGCCUGCCCACGCCCCCCGAGAUGUCGCCGCUGGAUGCCGUCGACCACGAGCACGUGCCCCCCUCCUACUACUCGGGCGGCUCGGACGACCUGGGCAGCCCCCCCCCUUACCGCGCCGACUUCCCCCAGACUCAGAUCCACUGCGGGCCGUCGCACCUCCACCUGCCUCACCUGUCGCAGCCCUCCCAGAUGCCCGGCCCCCCCCUGUCCUACUACGGCCCCUCCGGCUUCCCUCAGAUCCAUGGUGGGCUGCAGCCGGGUCACCUGGGCCAGCUGUCCCCCCCACCGGAGGCCCAGGCCCACCUGGAAACUCUGGACCAGCUGAGCCAGGCCGAGCUGCUGGGCGAGGUGGACCGCGACGAGUUCGACCAGUACCUGAACUCCACCGGGGGGGGCUUCAACCCAGAGCAGGGCGCCAUGACGGUCACGGGACACAUCCAGGUGGCGUCCGCCGCCGCCGCCGCCUCGUGUCCCAGCAGCUCCACAGAGACCAGCCUGAUCUCGGUGCUGGCCGACGCCACGGCGGCCUACUACAACAACUACGGCAUCUCGUAAGAGCGCAAAGACGGACGCAGCCGAACCGGACUGACCACUGAGCAAUACGAAUGUCUGGACAGACACCUCAGGGACGCCACCUCCAAAUCUUCCAAACAGAGACUGUAAACGUGGCCAGCUGAGGCUUGUACAGACGCUCUGAAGCUAAUUUAAGUUUGAUGUAACUGUAAUGCUUUCACCCAUUCGAAUGUGUGUAUUCGUGUCCUGCUCUCCUGCGGGAGUCUUACCUCAGCCGCUGUAACUCCAUGAGGUUUUAGUUUUCUUAUGCAAUUAACAGAAUGAUGUAUAACGGAGGCAGAGAGCGUUUCUACUUCUUCUUCUCAACUACUUAAUAAUAUAUAAUCAACCUGAGAAAUAAUAAUGGUAACUAUAACUGUAUGCUGAUUUAGGUUUGUGAAGGACAAUAAUUUAAAAUAAAGUCAAUUUUUAUAUGAACGCUGCUUGGA